Molecule: messenger RNA, 249 nt
Organism: Exserohilum turcica Et28A
Lineage: Eukaryota; Fungi; Ascomycota; Dothideomycetes; Pleosporales; Pleosporaceae
Exons: 3
Coding region: 1-249 (82 amino acids)
Biological process (GO): cellular heat acclimation
Cellular component (GO): nucleus; cytosol
Molecular function (GO): transcription corepressor activity
Source: RefSeq, a predicted model, not a curated record
AUGACGACGCCCCAGCCGCUCGGGGACCGCUCACAGAGCGACUCGGCCUCAGUCAGUUCCAACAACCCCGAAGCGUCGGGCGAGCUUACAGCCGUUGUGGACGAUCUGCUCAAUCAACUCAAUACCAAAUUCAACAGCAUCAGCAGCGAACUGCUUUCCAAGAUGGAUGACAUGUCGCGGCGGCUCGAUAACCUGGAGGCUACUAUUCAAGGUGGCGAUGGCACCAAGGGCUCCGGCUCAGGGAAGUGA